CCACAUGUAAACAGUGACGGCAGCGUUUUGCGGCGGUGGAGAAGAACGCGCACGUCAUUUUCACAAUGGCGGAGGCAGGGUGAGGAGGAGAGUGUGUGAGAAGCGGCGCCCAAACUCUGAGACAUAUACUGCCCGUUUAUAAGUGCAUGCUGUCCGAAAAUGGCCCUGAACCCCAAAGCACUGGGUAACAAAGACACGGAUUGCACCACAACGGGCGGGCCUAGUGCGGACGGCGGUGGAUCUCAGAAGAAUCCUACCGCCACCUCGGCCUCAGCCAACCAAAAUGGCGAUCAGCCUGGAUGUGGAGACCGUGUAAUGCCCGAACAUGAAGCCCCUGAACGGCGAAGGACUACUCAAACAGACGCCCGGAGCUUUAGCGGUUCUCCUUUACCGGGCCAGAGACCAAAUGACGAGCUGCCACGGAAAAAUUUCCAAAUCCCGAGGAAGAUACGAGAACGGAAAGGCUUGUACCAGUUUCUACCUCCAGACAGUAGAGAGUUUGAGGACCUCGUGAAGACCAUUUCGUCCUUCUACCUGGACUCUGCAUCACGGGGAACCUUUACGUACUGCAAAGCCAGACUCAUCCACAAUGAGCUGCUGGAGAAAGAAUUUGUUGAGAAGCGGAGAGAAAUGAAGCAGGAAGGUCGAAAUGAACCCGAACUGGCAGAAUCAUACUGCUUUCUAUAUCCUGAUAAAUCUAAACUCCAGUGGAUCUGUGAAAAGGGUUUGUCUGUUGGACACUCGAGGAUUACUACUCUUGGCAAUCCUUCAUCUGGUGUUUACCUUUCCAAGUAUUCAGAUUUAUUACAAAUUAAUCCAUUUGAGGCCGGAUCAUUUGGGGACAUGAUAGUUUUCAAAGUCAUGAGGGGUCGAAUAAAGCACAUUCACGAGAACAUGCCUAAAAACGCCAUUGAACCUACCCCUAAGUUUGACUGUCAUCUGUCCAAACGUGCCAAUAGAGUUACAUCGUUGCUGUCAUACAGGGCUUUUGAGCACACACAGCAAUAUUUUUUUGAGUUUGCUUUUGAUGAAAUAAAGACAAGACCCCGGCAUGUGUGCCCCUAUGCUGUGGUUUCCUUCCAGUACAAAGGCAAAGAGGGCGUGACAACUCCUAUGUCUGCACACAGGUUUAACACCAUUGCACCAGAAGGAAGUAGAGGGAAGAGCUGCUACACUGUUUGGAGUGGGCCACUAGUGAACAAGAGUGAAGAGUUAUUCCCUGUUUGUUUACGGUCGUCACGGCCUUACCUUCCCUUUAAACUAUCUGAAAAGCUAGAGAUGAACCAGGGCAUGCAGCUGGAGCAGGUGAAGAGGAAGAUACCCUCAAUAUUAUUUUCUUCAGAGACCUACCUUACAUCACGCGAAGUGACGAGGUGUGGGAUGUGGUGCAGCUUGUUUGACGUUCUGGAAGGAAAAGGCAAACCCAGCAGAGGCAGCCUGGCAGCUCUAGUCAACAAACUGGAGAGGGACAGACUGGUGCUAGUGAAGUCGUUGUUUGAUCGGGGUUUUCUCUUCCUCCUGUCCUCAGCUCAGAUGCACGAUUCCAAAGAGCGCUGGGGGAAGGUUGAGAGAAACCUGCAAGCAUUAUUCAUUUUUCAGGAGCCCAGAAUAGUUGCUAAGUAUUCGUCCCGGAUGGGUGAACCCGAGCCACUGUUUAUGGAGCCUCACUCUGCAAUCCUGUCCUCUGCGGAGCCCUUCAUCCCAGGAAUCCAUUACUCCAUGUUUAAACUUCGGCCCAACCCUGGCAAAGACAUGAGCUCUGGUGUGGAGCGUCAGACCACAGACUAUCUGACACGCAUGGAGUCUGCCACAGUGCGUCCCUUCAUCCUGCCCGAUUACAAAAGCAAUGUGGACGACAGGGUGAACCCCCUGUUAACACCUACCAGAUCCAAAUACAACAUGGACGCUGCUCUACGAACAUACGUCCAUAACUCUAAUAAUUACAUGUUACCUCUAAACAAAGCCAAGGGCAUCAUUGAGAGGAUACAUAACCCAGUCCCUGUUGUUGAAGAAACGGCAGUGCCAGAGUACAGUCCCGUGUCUGAUUGGGGUGGUUCAGAUCGGGGUUCAGAUCGAGCUGAGAAACCCCCCGAGAAAUUGCAGCAGGAAAGAGCUCCACCGGACAAGCGACCAGACAAGAAGAAGCCUGGCAUAGCUCAUUCAAAUGGUGGGCAGGCAGGGCACAAGACACAAACUGACCAUGUGUCUCCAGGUCAAAAAACGCCCAUGACCCAGAAUGAGUAUGAUGAAGAGAAAAUGAAGAAAUUACUCAAACUCAUUCAGCUUCAUAAGAAAACGCGAGUGAAGGAACCGGGAAACGAGGAGGAGGAGGAGGAGGACUGGACCUCUGACAUCAACACUUUAAAGAGGAAAUAUGAAGGGGAGGAGCGAGGAGGGCCAAAAAAACACCAGCGCAAAGAUUCACUAAGCAACGGAGAGCCCAGUCGAGGAUCCCAGGGGCGCGACUUUGGACAUGAAGGUGGAAAGACGGACAAUCUGAUCUCAGUAAUGGAGCAUAUCGGUUAUGACACAGACCUCAGAACGCACAACACACAGGGUUCGGCCGUCAGUGAGACCCAAAACCUGCUCAAGAUUCUGCUGGCCACUCUCAACAAAGCUGUGGCCCAGGGUUCAUUGCCAAACCAAGAUGAUGCAGGAUCUGAGAGGACAGGCUCUGUCACCCCCAAUGUUGACCAAAGGAAAAUAAAUGAACAUCCAACACACACAAAUUACGCUGAGGAGGACAUGGAAUGUAGCCCUGGAAGUCCAUUCAGUGCUGGGUCGCCAAUUGAGCCAGCUCACACGUCAGAUGAGCUCAACUUGGCUGCAUCAAAUUCUGAAGACAAAGAGCAGCUGUCGUUGGAGCUACUGAAGAAACUGAAGGCGGAGUUAAAAGCAGAAAUCAAACCUGAACUUAAGCCUGACAUUAAACCAGAGAUAAAGCAAGAAGUGAAGACUGAGGUGGAACCAGAGCAGAUUCACUCAAAGGCCAAGGUGCCCCCAGUGGCAGAAGUGAUAAAGACCAGUCCACUGCCAGCAUUACCUGUGGUGGAGGAAAUCCCUACCAUGAGACCCUCCAUCAGCCUAGACACUAUUCUAAACCAGGAAGUAUACAGCCUGACAUCAGACAUCAAAAGCCUUAUGCAAAGUCACCACAUUUCCUAUACCUCAAAGCUGCCUCCACAGUUAACCAAGAGGCACUGCUGGCAGCCCAACAGUGGCUUUUCGGAGUUUGUUGUUCCUUACACUAGUCCUGUAUCGGUUGAAAGCUAUGUAAAAGUACUGAGCGAAAGGAUAGGCAAGCUAAUCUCUGCUCCGUCAGAAGAGGAUUCUUCUCCUCAUCCCCCCAUCUCUAUGCCUGAUCUCAAUGCACCCUCCACAACCCCCAACCAGUCCACAGCUACACCUGAGCCCUCUUCCAGUACUUCAUCCACCACUGCUGCUGUUAAACCAGGCCCAGUCAAAGAUAAGCCAUCAUCCACUAAGGUCAAAUGUGAGGCUCGUAAAAGGCACGAGAAGAAGGAGAUGUACUCGCCUACUCAAGUUACUGCCGACUCUCCGGACGUUUACCGUGACGACCAGAACCCUCCUUCGGGCGGUGGGCUGCUGGCCGGGAGCCUCAUCGGUCAGCUCAAACCGGAAGUGUUCAGCAGCCUGGUGGAGAUCUUCAAGGAUGUCACCAAGAACACUGUCAAGUUUUUCAUCUAUUCUGGAGACGAGACUGAGGAAAGCACUGUCUGCAAAGAGAUCAAGGAGUACUUGAUCAGCCUGGGCAACAGUGAGAGCAGCCCUCAGACGUUUCUGGAGAACAGUGGCAGUUUAGAUAAACUCCUGAUCAUCAUUCAGAAUGAACACAUCGCUGCCCACGUGCAUAAGAUCCCAGCAUUAGUGUCUUUAAAGAAGCUGCCUUCGGUGAGUUUUGCUGGAGUGGAUUCUCUGGACGACGUCAAAAACCACACUUAUAAUGAACUCUUUGUAUCCGGUGGCUUCAUGGUGUCUGAUGAGUUUGUCCUCAACCCUGACUCUAUCACCCAGGAUCGUUUGCAAGGGCUACUUAAAUUUUUAGAGGAGCAGAGCACCCCGGAACACCCCUGGCAGUGGAAGGUGCAUUGCAAGUCACAGAAGAAACUGAAGGAAAUGGGCAGGCUCAAUGCAAAUGCGAUGGGGCUGUUGAAUCUCCUAAAUGCGUAUCAGAAGAAGCACUUGGUAGAGUUUUUGCCUUAUCAUGAAUGCGACACGGUGUCACGGCAGGCUCCAGACCUCGACUGUCUCAUAAAACUACAAGCUCAGCACACACAGCAGCGCCACCUUAUUUUUCUCACAGAGCGCCCAUUUGAGAUGUUUCUUCAGUAUUCCAGGAAUGGGAUAGUGAUAGCAAGCAUUGAUGAUGUCAUGAACAGUUUCCACAGUCUGAUUGGUUCCAUCAAUCAAAAUGAGCUUCCCACGCCUCCUUCUACUGUAGUGAAUGAUGAAUGUGUGGAGGAGGACAUGUCCAUUGACUCUGAGGAUGAUGGUGAAGCACCUGGGGUCGCAGAUGAACAAAGCCAAGAGGGAGAGAAGCUAGCGCAGCCUCCACUUCCUGACAAAGAGGAGUUUCGCCCUCCUCUCCCAGAGCAGCAGGCCACCCCGAGCAUGACCCCCUCUCUGUGUGACUACAGCGCCCUCAAAAGUGUCAUCUCCCAGUUUAAAGCGGUAAACCAGAUCUCAGCUGCAGACUUUGGCAGUUUAUCCCCUGGGGGAUUCCCCGUCAACCCUCAUCAGAGCUUCCUUUGCCCCUCUGCCUCCUGGUCGUCAUACACUGGCACCUCCAGCUACAACGCGUCCCCAGCUUACCCCGCCUCUCCCUGCAGCAGCACACAGGAAGUUGAGUACCGGCCCUUGGUCACAACCGCAGCCACAGCGCCCACUACCCCUGCACCUGUUACAGCCGAACCAUUAGCAAACUUGGCAUUGUUACCGCUCGAAGUUAAACCUCCACCCCCACCUCAUCUCAUGAUGUUGGGCCACACGUACAGCUCAGACAGCACAGGGACAGAGACUGCAGGCGCUUCUCCUCUACCUGCUCUACGGCCCUUUUCAGAAAGUAUGGACACAGUUCAAUCAACCUACACGGCAGGCAUCACUUCAAAUGUUCCCGGGGCAAUGGGGGACAGGACACUGGGGAGUGGGCCUGGGGAGGGGGUGUGGGGGACGCCUCUCUGUGUGGAGACCAGUAGUGAACUGAUGGGAGGCAGCACUCCCAGUAGUCAGGGGGACAGGACUCCAUUGAACUCUGACAAGCCUGGUCCAGCUUUGGGUGUUCCUCCAGCAGACACCAGGGGGAGCUGUAUACCCAGGCCUAGAAUGCCUCCUCCACCUCCACAUUCAGCAUGUGGAGCAGGCUACGGUGGGUUUGUGCCUGGACAUGGACCCAUGGAGCAUGGUGUUUUACGGGGUGCUAUGAGCCCAGGGCCUGGGAGCGGUUUCCGGGGACGGGGACCUGCUCCUGGAGGACACUGGCCCCGGCCUAUGCGGGGUGGGGGUCCAGGAGGACCACCCUGUUACUGGGGCUUUCAGGGAGGUAGAGGCGGAGGACAGAAUUACUACUCGGACUACUCAUACUCUCACAAUUACGCUCCUGAAUAGACAAUCAGCUCAAGUGAAGGGGCAUUGUGCUGAUACUCCAGAGACUUAAAUGAAUGUAUAUAUUUCCUUGUCAUAAAAACUAAAGUAGGUUCAUCAUUUUCUACAUUAAUAAAAAUUGAUACAGGCAGUGCCGAGUGUCCUACUGUCACAUAACUGUA
Molecule: messenger RNA, 5783 nt
Organism: Periophthalmus magnuspinnatus
Lineage: Eukaryota; Metazoa; Chordata; Actinopteri; Gobiiformes; Gobiidae
Gene: tasorb
Product: transcription activation suppressor b
Exons: 23
Coding region: 160-5625 (1821 amino acids)
Biological process (GO): negative regulation of gene expression, epigenetic; protein localization to heterochromatin
Cellular component (GO): nucleoplasm; heterochromatin
Molecular function (GO): chromatin binding
Source: RefSeq, a predicted model, not a curated record